AUGCAAGGGCGGAAAAGCGUCAACCUUACACUCUACAAGGCAAGAGCAACUAAGACACCCUUUCUAUAUCUAGGGAUGGCAACUUGCCCGAUAAGAAAAGCUCGAGUCGAGUGGUCCCACCUUGCAUAUGGCUCUUUUAGAGACCCAAGCUUAAACCUCAGUAAGAAGGAACCAACCAACCUAGACUCUAAACAAGAGCCUUCGGGUACCAGACCAGCUUCAAAAGGUAGUGCAUCAGGUCAAUGUAAUCGAGCCUGGUUUGGGAUAUUGGAGUCGAACCAAAUCGUCCAUCGACGCUAUUUGCCUUUUCUCGUGGAG
Molecule: messenger RNA, 318 nt
Organism: Striga asiatica
Lineage: Eukaryota; Viridiplantae; Streptophyta; Magnoliopsida; Lamiales; Orobanchaceae
Source: the annotation of a GenBank genome assembly